This is a messenger RNA of Fusarium falciforme, 3534 nucleotides long. RefSeq lists its product as hypothetical. Bases 1 to 3534 code for a protein of 1177 amino acids. NCBI's taxonomy places the organism in Eukaryota, Fungi, Ascomycota, Sordariomycetes, Hypocreales, Nectriaceae. The record is from RefSeq and is a predicted model, not a curated record. Gene Ontology annotation, molecular function: protein binding. The transcript has 4 exons.
AUGGAGAGAGCCACAGACGAGACAUUUCCGCCACAGAAGCGGCCUCGGACUGGUGGGCUACAAGGGGAAACGGAGCGCACUGGGCCGUCUUCCCAGGGCUCGUCCUUCAAUAGAUACGGCACUGGGGAUCAAUUCAAUGCUCCCGAGGGCAAACUGAACAUCAGCAAAGGCCCCGGCAAUCAAUUCCCUGGAGCCAACUUUCAUGGGCCUAUAUAUUUUGGCGCAAAGGAACACUUCGAUCCGUUACGAGAUUGCUUAAGAUCACUGGCUUUUCCAGGCGUGGACGGCAGACCUAAGCGCAGACUCAACGAGCAUUCUCUCUGUGCCACUGAUGGUAGACUCAAGAGGCGCCGUUAUGAAGAUCCUGGCAACCAAAGUUUGCAAACCUUCCCUGAUGGAGUUCAAGCCACACCAAGAUCACUGGAUGAAAACAAGAAAAGAGUGCUGCUGGACUCAUUGCGAUUCGACCAAAUCGAUGCUCGCCACGAUACCAUCAAGAAAGCACAUGACAAGACAUGUAAAUGGCUGCUGGAAAAAUCCGAGUAUCUCGACUGGCUUGAUCCCGGCAAGCUCGUUGAACAUCACGGCUUCUUGUGGAUCAAAGGGAAGCCAGGGGCCGGGAAGUCGACAUUAAUGAAGUUCGUUCUCGGCGACGCUCGGAGGAAGAAGGGCAAGAUGAAGCACAACAUCAUCAUCUCUUUCUUUUUCAAUGGGCGAGGAGAUGACCUGGAGAAGUCUACGAUUGGGAUGUAUCGAUCACUGUUGUUGCAGCUUCUCGAACGACUUCCAGAACUUCAGGCCGUCUUCGAUUCUCUUGGAUUCGCAUCAUGGAAUAGUGCCCCCCAGCAAUGGAACGUCGAGUCACUAAAAGAACUCUUUGAACAAGCUGUGCUGGGUCUUGAAAAGUCUACACUGGUGUGUUUCAUUGAUGCUUUAGAUGAGUGCGACGAGCCUCAGAUCCGGGACAUGAUAUCGUUUUUCGAACACGUGGGCAAAUUGACCACGUCAGCCGGCAUUGCAUUCCAAGUCUGCUUUUCAAGCAGGCACUACCCCCAUAUCACAAUUUCGAAAGGGCUCAACCUGGUUCUCGAAGGACAAGAGGGACAUAGCCAGGAUAUAGUCAGCUACCUAGACAGCGAGCUGAAGAUUGGACACAGUAAGCUCGCCGAGCAGAUCCGCGUCGAUCUCAAAGAAAAGGCAUCUGGGGUCUUCAUGUGGGUUGUUCUGGUGGUAGGGAUUCUGCAACGGGAGUAUGACCAUGGCCGCAAGCAUACGCUUCGACAAAGACUCCAAGACAUCCCCGGGGACCUGCAUGAGCUAUUCCGCGAUAUUUUGACACGCGAUCACCACAAAAGAGGUGAACUACUUCUGUGUAUUCAAUGGGUGCUCUUCGCAAGGCAGCCGUUGAAGCCGGAGCAGUUGUACUUUGCUGUCCUCUCCGGCGUUGAACCCGAGGCCCUGUCCGUGUGGAAUCCGGAUGAAAUCACAGCACUCGAUAUCGAAAGAUUUAUCCUCAGUUCCUCCAAAGGCCUCACCGAAGUCACAAGGUCCAAAAACUCGACGGUUCAAUUCAUUCACGAGUCAGUCAGGGACUUUCUUCUCAAAGAAAAUGGACUCAAGGAAAUUUGGUCCGACUUCGGAAGGAACUUCCAAGGACAAAGCCACGAGCGACUAAAGCAGUGUUGUCUCCGCUACAUGAGUAUCGGCAUCGCUGUUCUGAACAUUGGCAAUUCACUUCCGAAAGCAUCGUCCCAGCAAGCUGCAGAAGCCCGCCAAUCGGCAAACAAAGAGUUUCCGUUCCUAGAGUACGCUGUACGGAAUGUCCUGUACCAUGCAGAUGCAGCAGAAGGCGGCGGCGUCAGCCAGAGGAGUUUUCUUAAGACCUUUCAGCUUGCCGACUGGAUCAAGCACGACAACCUAUUUGAGAAACACGACGUACGCCGACACACUCCUAAAGCAAGUUUUUUAUAUCUAUUGGCGGAGCACAAUAUGGGGAAUCUCAUUAGCCGUCACCCAGACAAGCUAUCCUGCUUUGAAGUGGAAGAUGAGCGUUAUGGCCCGCCAAUUUUUGCCGCGCUGGCUACUAACAGUCGUGAAGCGGUCUGCACACUUUUAAAAGCCCAGGUAGAAACCGAGCCCCUAGCGUCUCCACUUCAAGGCCGGUGGGAACGAUAUUACCAGGAUGGAAAUAAACGAGUUGAUAUUGGACGCGACUUCAAGUUUUCACGACGACGAAGUUUCCUCUCAUAUCUAGCAGAGGGUGGUGACGAGAUUAUCCUUGCUUUUGUCCUCGCAUCGGGCAAGCCUAGUGCCGCCAUCGAGGCGGUCGACAAGGAUGGCCGGACGCCGCUGUUGUUGGCCGCCGAGAAGGGGCACGAGGCCGUCGUGCGGCUGCUCCUCGACCGGGGCGCCCACACCGAGGCGGCGUACAAUGACAGCCGGACGCCGCUGUCGCAGGCCGCCGAGAACGGGCGCGAGGCCGUCGUGCGGCUGCUCCUCGACAGGGGCGCCCACAUCGAGGCGGUGGACAAUUACGGCCGGACGCCGCUGUGGUGGGCCGCCGCGGAAGGGCAUGAGGCCAUCGUGCGGCUGCUCCUCGACAGGGGCGCCCACAUCGAGGCGCCGGACAAUUACGGCCGGACGCCGCUGUCGAGGGCCGCCGAGAAGGGGCGCGAGAUCGUCGUGCGGCUGCUCCUCGACCGGGACGCCCGCAUCGAGGCGACGGACAAUGGCGGCUGGACGCCGCUGUGGUGGGCCGCCGCGGAAGGGCAUGAGGCCAUCGUGCGGCUGCUCCUCGACAGGGGCGCCCACAUCGAGGCGCCGGACAAUUACGGCCGGACGCCGCUGUCGAGGGCCGCCGAGAAGGGGCGCGAGAUCGUCGUGCGGCUGCUCCUCGACCGGGACGCCCGCAUCGAGGCGACGGACAAUGGCGGCUGGACGCCGCUGUGGUGGGCCGCCGAGAGAGGGCAUGAGGCCGUCGUGCGGCUGCUCCUCGACCGCAGCGCCCACAUCGAGGCGGCGGACAGGGGAGGCCAGACGCUGCUGUCGAGGGCCGCCGAGAAGGGGCAUGAGGCCAUUGUGCGGCUGCUCCUCGAGCGGGGUGCCCACACCGAGGCGGCGGAUAAGAUGUGGGGCCGGACGCCGCUGUUAUGGGCCACCGAGAACGGGCACGAGGCCGUCGUGCGACUGCUCCUCGACCGAGGCGCCCACAUCGAGGCGCCGGACAUGUGGGGCCGGACGCCGCUAUCGUAUGCCGCCAAGAAGGGGCGCGAGAUCGUCGUGCGGCUGCUCCUCGACCGGGGCGCCCACACCGAGGCGGCGGAUAGGACUCAGGGCCGGACGCCGCUGUUAUGGGCCACCGAGAACGGGCAUGAGGCCAUUGUGCGGCUGCUCCUCGAGCGGGGUGCCCACACCGAGGCGACGGACAAUGACGGCCGGACGCCACUAUUGUCGGCCGCCGCGGGUGGGCACGAGGCCGUCGUACGGCUGCUGCAAGUCCAUAUUUCUCAACCUUCGUCGACUACGUUGCGCUGA